CCUAUGUGCAGGACACAUACCUAUUGCUGCUUAUCCUCAGUAAAAGAGGAUUUGUUCACAAAUAGUCAUCACUCACUCAAUUCAUCAAAUUUUUCAGGUUUUGGCAGUGAUUGCAGGAAGUGCGCUACAUCUAAGUGAAGCAGCUGAAGAUCCAUUUGAGUGCCCAGACAGUCCUCUGGGUGAUGAGGUGGAUGAGGACUACAUGGACAUAGAGGAACUCAAAUUUUAUAGAGGGACCGCCCUCAACAUGACCAAUUCUCUAAAGUUGGUCAAGCCCUCAUGGUAUAUUAACGCAUCAGUGGCAAGUUUCGGAUUGGCAAGAUUAGCGUUUUUAGGUUGUAUGCGGAAAUUUCGAAUCCGGAAUUAA
Molecule: messenger RNA, 367 nt
Organism: Strongylus vulgaris
Lineage: Eukaryota; Metazoa; Nematoda; Chromadorea; Rhabditida; Strongylidae
Source: the annotation of a GenBank genome assembly